Messenger RNA from Sciurus carolinensis (gray squirrel), 2435 nucleotides. RefSeq names its product tetratricopeptide repeat domain 24 (gene Ttc24). Gene Ontology annotation, molecular function: protein binding. Lineage: Eukaryota; Metazoa; Chordata; Mammalia; Rodentia; Sciuridae. Bases 199 to 1977 code for a protein of 592 amino acids. The transcript has 11 exons. The record is from RefSeq and is a predicted model, not a curated record.
UAGACCUUUGGUGUCUGUGUCCGAGCACCAUCAGGGCGCAGCACUAACAUAGGCCACCUGAGCUGUCACUCAAUUCCCUAGGGCGGUACCCCGUUGUCCGGUAACCCUGGGGGCCUCUGAGCUAAGAGCUAGGGGAAGUAACCCAAGCCCGAGGAACCAUUCCAGAAAGCCAGCUGCAGAGAAAAACUUAACAGCCCUAUGUCUUCCCCAGAUCCUGAGGAUAUCCCCCAGGAGCCAGAGCCCUCAAGUGGCAAGAAGAAAAAAAAGAAAAGAAAGUGGCCACAGCAAGAGACCAUUAUCCAGGCCCUCACCAGGGCUGGCCACUGGGCUCUGCAAGCUGGUCAGACCCACGAGGCCUUGACCAACUUCCAGAAGGCUUUCCGUCUGGCCCGUGAGGCCCCACGAACCAGAAACACCCCUGUGCUUCGUGCCUGCGCCUUUAACCUGGGGGCCGCCUAUGUGGAGACCGGGGACCCAGCCAGAGGCCUUGAGCUGCUCCUUCGAGCUCAACCUGAAGAGAAGGCACAGGGCAGGUGUCAUGGUGACCAGUGUUUCAAUGUGGCUUUGGCUUACCAUGCCCUUGGUGACCUGCCACAAGCAUUGAACUGGUACCACAGGGCCCUGAGUCACUACCAACCACAGGGUAACCAGGGGGAAGCCCAAGCAAAGAUGGGAGCCUGCUACCAAGCCCUGGGAUGGCCUGACGAAGCGGCCCACUGCUUGAAGGAAGCAAGCCGAGCCUACGCUGAAGCAGGUCAACCUCGGGCUGCAGCCCUUGCAUUGGGGGCUGCGGCUGGGUGUAUGCUGAAGAGUGGGCAGCAUGGAGUGGGCGAGGUGGUGCAAGUGCUGGAGGAGAGCCGGAGGCUUGCCAAGAGGAGCACCAAGUGGGAACUGCUGGGACAACUCUAUAACGACCUAGGCCUGGGCUACUCCCAGCUCCAGUUGUUCCCUCUGGCAGUGGAGACCUUCCUACAGGCCCUGCCCCUGUGCCAGAGGCCAGGAGAGCGGGCCACUGUGCUAAGAAACCUGGGGAUGGCCCACAAUGCACUUGGCAACUAUCAGGAAGCCCUGCAGUUUCACCAGAAGGCUGCUGAUCUCCAUGGCUCUUUGGGGCAGCGAUGGGAGCAGGGACGAAGCUUUGGCAGCCUGGCAUUUGCACUGAGCCAGCUGGGGGACCACAAGGCUGCCAGAGACAACUACCUGCAUGCCCUGCAGGCUGCCCAGGAUGCUGGGGACACGAAGGGGCAGUGGCAGGCCUGCGAGGGUCUUGGGGCUGCUGCAGCCAGACUGGGGCAAUAUGACCAGGCCUUGAAGUACUAUAAGGAAGCACUGGCUCGGUGUCAGAAGGAGCCAGAUUCUGUACGAGAACGACUGGUGGCCAAGUUGGCAGAUGCCAUGAGGACCCACUUGGCCCAGGUGGGGCUGGUCCAGGUUCACCCACCGACCCCAGCACCAGGAAGGUCCCAGGCUCCAGGCAGGGUCGGCCAGGUGGUGGGGACCUCAGCCAGGAUGCAAAGCAGUACAGUGGAUGCCCAGUGCAGAUCUUCCAGUAGGUGGGAAGAUGAAGAGUUCAAGGAGAGCCAGGAGGAGAAAGAGGAGGAGGGGUUGGUGGAUGUUCUCAUGUCUGGGUCUCAGAGACCACAGGGUCCAGGACCCAGGACCCAUCUUCCAUUUGGAGGUUCAGGUAUCCCUAGAGAGUACCCUGGUAUCCUGAUACCCAAUGGCCCCCAAGUCAACAGCAAUUUGAACAACCCUCACCCAGCUCUGGAGGCUCGGGGUAUCCCCUGCCUCCUGCAUGGCCUGACUAUAGGCAUCAAAGAAAGAGAGAAUUCUACAGAAGCAGGGAACAUGAAGUUUAAGCCUCCUGCCUCCUGCACUGGAGCCCACCAGUGGAGGUCAUCCAGGUGGCCCAGGGAAGCCCUCAACAAGAACUCUCAGAGGAGAGUCACCCAGUCUGGUUUCUGCCUAAUCAUCUGACUUGCACCCUGCUAGCUGCAGCCCUCACCUCUGCAGGACCUCCCCAACACACAUUCUUUAUAGACUUCCUGGGACUGAGCCUCUUCCCAUUCAACCCUGUAUGGAAAUAAAACAACAUGGUCACUGAAUGGACUCCUGAACAGGUGGGCUAAGGGUUCUGUAGUCUCAGCUCCAAGAGAUUCUCUUUGCUCCUAAUUGGAAUUUUUGGACUCAGUAGGCAAAAGAAAAAAGGAAAAUGGAAGUGAACCCCCCCUUUUUUUUGGGUCCAGACCUCACGAGUGCUAAAGCCCUUUGCCAGUUCUAAAAACUAUGACUUCUUGCUAGGUGCAGCAGCACACGUCUGUAAUCCCAGAGACUUAGGAGGCUGAGCCAAGAGGAUGACAAGCUCUAGGCCAGCCUGGGCAACAUGGUGAAACUGUCUCAAAACAAGAAUAAAAGGGCUGGGGAUAUAGCUCAGU